AUGGGAUCCGAUUUCGAAGCCCUUUGUGAAUCGGACGACAAUGGCCGUCAAGCCCAAGCCGAUGAAACGUCAGAUCCUUCAGCCGCUACAGUUACUUCCGCCGAGAAGAAUCACGAGGGGGUGAGCGCAGCCAACGGCGAGGCGUUAGAACCAGGCGAUGAAAAGAAGCUAGCAGAGAGCAAGGAAGCGGCGAAGGAAGAGGACGUACCGCCGGUGUAUUACUGGCAGCUGUUCAAGUUUGCGGAUAAAUGGGACAUUCUGCUCAUGAUCGUGGGAUCCGUGUGCGCCGUCGGGCUCGGCAUGGCCAUGCCCAUGAUCUCGCUGCUCUUCGGCGAGUCGCUCAAGUUCCUUUACUUGGCCAUUGGAGCCGCCGUGGCCGCAUAUCUCGCGUCGUUCCGCUUCUGCCCCACCGUGUUUGCUAAUCUCCUGUCCUUGCGUUCCCUCGCUUCCGUCUCGAGGUCCACGACCACACCCCUCCCCUCACUCCUCCUUUCGUCUUCGCUUUCAUCUCGAGAGAUGGCGUGCUGGAUGACGACGGGCGAGCGGCAGGCGGCGCGGGUGCGGCGGCGGUACCUGGCGGCGGUGCUGCGGCAGGACAUGGCGUACUUCGACCGGCGGCUGAGCACGGGCGAGGUCAUCGGGCACAUGUCGGGCGACAUCGUGCUCGUGCAGGACGCCAUGGGCGAGAAGGUGGGCAUAUUCCUGCGGUUUAUGGCGCAGUUCGUGGGCGGGUUCGUGGUGGCGUUCAUCGCGGGGUGGCAGCUGACGCUCGUGAUGCUGGCCGUGCUGCCGCUGCUGGCCGCGGCAGGCGCCGCGAUGACGGUGAUCGUGAGCAAGUCGUCCAACAAGGGCCAGGAGGCGUACGCUGCUGCGGGGACCAUUGUGGAGGAGUGUGUCUCCGCUAUUCGCACUGUCAGUGCCCGCCCUCUCUCCCGCCCUCUCCCUCUCUCCCCCUCAUGCUUUCCCUACUCCUCUUUUCCCCUUGCUCGUCCUCCUUCUGUACUCCGCCUUUUUCCGCCUCCACUUUUGCCCCUCUUUCUUCCCGCCCUCGCUCUCUCUCUGUCGCUCUUCCCUGCCUUAUCUCACCCGUCCAUGCUCCCACAUCUCCCACACGUGGCGGCAUUCACGGGCGAGCACAGGGCAGUGCAGCAGUACACAGUGAAGCUCAACAAGGCGUUCCGAGAGGGCAUGAAGCAGAGCGUUGGCGCAGCGGCGGGUAUCGGGUUCACGGUGCUGAUCAUGUUCUCCUCGUACGCGCUCGCGCUGUGGUACGGCUCCAAGCUUAUUGCCGACGCCAGCUACACCGGCGGAGACGUCUUCACAGUGCUCUUCGGGGUCCUUAUUGGCGGCAUGUCGCUGGGGCAAGCAGCCCCCAACGUGUCAGCCUUCGCCUCAGGGCAGGCAGCAGCCGGGAAGAUCUUUGAGGUAUUGGAGCGACAGCCGGUGAUAGACAGCGGCAGCGCAGAGGGGGAGCGCCCAGCGGCGUGCGAGGGAGCGCUGGAGCUGCGCGAGGUGACGUUUGCGUACCCGUCGCGGCCAGACGUGCCCAUAUUCCAGAGCUUCAGCCUGGAGGUGCCGGCGGGGCGGACCAUGGCGCUGGUGGGGGAGAGUGGCAGCGGCAAGUCGACGGUGGUGGCGCUGGUGGAGCGCUUCUACGACCCGCAGAGCGGAGCCGUGCUGCUGGACGGCCGCAGCAUCGCCGCUCUCAACCUGCGCUGGCUGCGCCAACACAUGGGGCUCGUCAGCCAGGAGCCAGCGCUCUUCGGCACGAGCAUCCGCCAGAACAUCGCCUAUGGCAAGGAGGGUGCCACUGAUGAGGAGAUCCGAGAGGCCGCACGCCUUGCCAAGAUCCACCACUUCAUCUCCUCGCUGCCCAACGGCUACGAGACGCAGGUGGGGGAGAGGGGAACGCAGCUGUCGGGGGGGCAGAAGCAGCGGGUGGCGAUCGCGAGGGCGAUUCUGCGGAAUCCGCGGGUGCUGCUGCUGGACGAGGCGACGUCCGCUUUGGACGCGGAGAGCGAGCAGGCGGUGCAGGCGGCGCUCGAUGCGCUCAUGGGCGCGCGCACCACGCUCGUCGUCGCGCACCGCCUCUCCACCGUGCGCCGCGCGUACUGCAUCGCCGUGCUGCAGCGCGGGCAGGUCGUCCAGACCGGCACCCAUGCCGCGCUGCUCGCCCAGCCUGAAGGCGCCUACGCCCAACUCGUGCGCCUGCAGCAGCUGGCGGAUCCGGGCCAAGGGGAGGGGGAGGAAGGAGGAGAUGAGAAGGGAGAGGCGGUUGUGAAUAGGGAGGGGAAGGAGGGUGUAACUUCGAGCGCUUUGCAAACAGUUGCGGAGAAUGGGAAGGCAGCGGGAGCAAGGGUGGCCCCGGUUGAGGGUGCUAGUACUGUUGAUGGGGAAGGUGUUGGUGGUAUGAAGAAGGCGGGAGGGGACGAGGAGGAUGGGUUGAUGAGCGAGGGGAGAGAUGUGGAGAGCGGUGCGGGGGAGAAGCAGGGUGAGAAGGCAGGCAGUGGGGGCUUUUUCAGCUCACUGCUGCGGAAGCGCAAGGGAGGGAACGGCGAACGGAAGGCAGGGAAGGCAGGGGAGGAAGGGGAGGGAGGGGACGGUGAGGAGGGCGAGGAGAAGAAGAAAGUGGCAUUCAAAGACACGCCAAUGGCUCGUCUGGCCAUGCUGAACAGGCCCGAGUGGCCGUAUGCCAUCCUCGGAUCCGUCGCAGCAGCCGCUCACGGCGUGAUCAUGCCAUUCUUCGCGCUCAUCCUCUCCAACAUCAUCACCACCUUCUACAACCCAGACAUCUCCCAGAUGCGCAGCGACGCGAAUUUCUGGGCGGGCAUGUUUGUGGUGCUGGGCGCGAGCGCGUGCGCGGCCAUCGCGUGCCAGACGGUGCUGUUCGGUGUGGUGGGGUACUCGCUGAUUCGGCGCGUGCGCGCGCUCUGCUUCUCCUCUGUGCUGCGGCAGGAGAUAGGGUGGUUUGACAUGGAUGAGAACUCCAGCGGUGCCAUCGGUGCGCGCCUCUCAACAGACGCGGCGCAGGUGCGGGGAAUGGUGGGCGAUCAGAUGGCGCUGAUGGUGCAGAACCUAGCAACGGUCAUCCUGGGCCUCGUGCUGGCGUUCCGAGCCAACUGGCAGCUGUCGCUCGUGAUUCUCGCCAUUGUGCCGCUGCUGGCUAUCACUGGCGCUGCUCAGAUGCAGUCGCUCAAAGGCUUCUCUGAAGACGCCAAGGUCAAGUUUGAGGAGGCGUCGCGGGUGGCGAACGACGCGGUGGGUGCGAUGCGGACGGUGGCGGCGUUUGGAGCGGAGCAGCGCGUGCAGGAGCUGUACAACGAGCGCUGCAGCACGCCCAUCCGCGCCGGCAUCCGCAAGGCGCACGUCAGCGGCAUCGGCAUGGCCGUGGCUCAGUUCUCCAUCUUUGGCGUCUACUCCCUCGCAUUUUGGUUCGGAGGGAAGCUUGUACAACAGGGGAAAACCACGUUUCAAGACGUUUUCCAGGUCUUCUUUGCGAUUGUGUUCACAGCAACAGGCAUCGCCCAGGCAGCAGCACUGGCCCCCGACAUGCCCACGGUGCAAGCAGCAGUGAACUCCAUAUUCCGCAUUUUGGACCGCCAGUCAAAGAUCGACCCGGAGGCGGGAGGGGAGGAGCCCGAGGAGGUGCUGGGCGAGGUGCAGUUCCACGCCGUGUGCUUCGCGUACCCGGCUCGACCCAACAUCCCCAUUCUUACCGAUUUCAACCUGACUGUGCCGUCCGGUCAGACGGUGGCGGUGGUGGGGGAGAGUGGCAGCGGCAAGUCGACGGUGGUGGCGCUGGUGGAGCGCUUCUACGACCCGCAGAGCGGAGCCGUGCUGCUGGACGGCCGCAGCAUCGCCGCUCUCAACCUGCGCUGGCUGCGCCAACACAUGGGCCUCGUCAGCCAGGAGCCAGCGCUCUUCAACAUCUCCAUCCGCGACAACAUCGCCUACGGCCGCGCCGGCAGCGGCGGCGCCAGCGGGGGGGAGAUCAGCGAGGCGGAGAUUGUGGAGGCGGCGCGGGCGGCGAAUGUGCACGGGUUCAUCUCGGGGCUGCCGCAGGGGUACGCCACGCUGGUGGGGGAGCGAGGCGUGCAGAUCUCCGGCGGGCAGAAGCAGCGCAUUGCCAUCGCUCGCGCCAUCAUUGGUGACCCGCGCCUGCUGCUGCUGGAUGAGGCCACGUCAGCUCUGGAUGCGGAGAGUGAGAAGGUGGUGCAGACAGCACUGGAAAAGGUCAUGAAGAAUCGCACCACUAUAGUCGUUGCCCAUAGGUUGUCUACGAUCAAGGAUGCGGAUUGUAUUGUGGUGAUGCAGAAGGGGGUGGUGGUGGAGCAGGGGAAGCAUGAUGAGCUGAUGGCUGGUGGAGGGGUGUACUCCAGUCUUGUUUCGAUAAAGUAG
Molecule: messenger RNA, 4398 nt
Organism: Closterium sp. Naga37s-1
Lineage: Eukaryota; Viridiplantae; Streptophyta; Zygnematophyceae; Desmidiales; Closteriaceae
Source: the annotation of a GenBank genome assembly